Messenger RNA from Sorex fumeus (smoky shrew), 1424 nucleotides. It is a transcript of the gene SEPHS1, whose product is annotated as selenophosphate synthetase 1. Lineage: Eukaryota; Metazoa; Chordata; Mammalia; Eulipotyphla; Soricidae. Bases 196 to 1374 code for a protein of 392 amino acids. Gene Ontology annotation, molecular function: ATP binding; selenide, water dikinase activity. Gene Ontology annotation, cellular component: cytoplasm. Gene Ontology annotation, biological process: L-selenocysteine biosynthetic process. The transcript has 9 exons. The record is from RefSeq and is a predicted model, not a curated record.
GCGGCGCCCCCGGGGCCCUCCCGCCCGCCGCCUUCGCGUUCCGGCGACGCUUAAGGGCGCCCGGCCGCGCGCUGCAUUGUGGGAGCGGCCGGGCCCCGCGCUCGGGAGGAGGCGGAGGGCGCCGCGCGCACCGGGGGUCCGUGAAGAACCCAGCCAGCUUGGAGAGGGCGGGGAGGCGGCGUGCGCCCCAGAACCAUGUCUACACGGGAGUCCUUUAACCCCGAAAGUUACGAAUUGGACAAGAGCUUCCGGCUGACCCGGUUCACGGAACUCAAGGGCACGGGCUGCAAAGUGCCCCAGGACGUGCUGCAGAAGCUUCUGGAGUCCCUGCAGGAAAACCACUUCCAGGAAGAUGAGCAGUUCCUGGGCGCCGUUAUGCCCAGGCUUGGCAUCGGCAUGGACACGUGUGUCAUUCCCCUGCGGCACGGCGGCCUGUCCCUGGUGCAGACCACCGACUAUAUCUACCCCAUCGUCGACGACCCCUACAUGAUGGGCAGGAUCGCCUGCGCCAACGUCCUCAGCGACCUCUACGCCAUGGGGGUGACCGAGUGUGACAACAUGCUGAUGCUGCUGGGGGUCAGCAACAAGAUGACGGACAGGGAAAGGGAUAAAGUGAUACCCCUAAUUAUACAGGGCUUCAAAGAUGCAGCCGAGGAGGCAGGGACGUCUGUGACGGGCGGCCAGACCGUGCUGAACCCCUGGAUUGUCCUGGGCGGAGUGGCCACCACGGUCUGCCAACCCAAUGAGUUCAUCAUGCCAGACAACGCCGUGCCGGGGGACGUGCUCGUGCUGACUAAACCCCUGGGGACGCAAGUGGCCGUAGCCGUGCAUCAGUGGCUGGACAUUCCUGAGAAGUGGAAUAAAAUCAAGUUGGUGGUCACGCAGGAGGAUGUGGAGCUGGCGUAUCAGGAGGCCAUGAUGAAUAUGGCCAGGCUCAACAGGACAGCCGCAGGCCUCAUGCACACGUUCAACGCCCACGCGGCCACGGACAUCACGGGCUUCGGCAUCCUGGGCCACGCGCAGAACCUGGCCAGGCAGCAGCGCAAUGAGGUGUCCUUCGUCAUCCACAACCUGCCCGUGCUGGCCAAGAUGGCAGCCGUGAGCAAGGCCUGCGGCAACAUGUUCGGCCUCAUGCACGGCACCUGCCCCGAGACCUCAGGAGGGCUCCUGAUCUGCCUCCCUCGAGAGCAGGCCGCCCGCUUCUGUGCGGAGAUCAAGUCGCCCAAGUACGGGGAGGGCCAUCAGGCCUGGAUCAUCGGCAUCGUGGAGAAGGGCAACCGCACGGCCCGGAUCAUAGACAAGCCCCGGAUCAUCGAGGUCGCCCCCCAGGUGGCCACGCAGAACGUCAACCCCACGCCCGGCGCCACCUCCUAAUCGAGACCCGCGUCUCCGCUCAGUUUGGUUUCUAGAUCCGUUUUCUCUCG